AUCGCGCAGGGGUGCGCACAGAGAAGACGUAGCUGCGACACUGGCGAGGCGAAGACGCGUCUACGGCCGAGAGGAUGCAGUGAAAGAGGCUCAUUUCCCCCCUGCUAAUUUACAGCCUGGCGCCAGGGCAGCUAUUAUACAAUAACGACAGAAAAUGAGCGUGAUCAAAGCCGGGCACGAAGGCAGGGUGGACGGUGGCAGAGGCAGCCACACCGACAGCGGCGGCGGCUCCCCGAGGCUCCAGCACUGCGCUCAGCCUCCCAACAGCAGCAGCAGCGGCCGGACCAAAGAUGCCAGAUACCAGCAGCAGCUCCAGCAGCAGCGGCAUCAUGGUGGGUCGAUGCUGAAGCAACCAUCACUCAACGAGCCAGCCGACGUCGUGAGGCGGGCGCUGGACUUCAAAUGCCAGGGCACCCAGUGCUACAAGGAUAAAAAGUACCGAGAGGCGAUUGGCAAGUAUCACCGCGCUCUGCUGGAGAUAAAGGGGCUGUGCAGGGUGCUGGGGGAUCCGGACACAGGCUCCAAGCCGCCGUCCCCCCUCCUACCCACUAUCAGCAAGUCCACCACGCUGACAGAUGAGCAGAAAGGGGCCAUGGAGAACGCAGAGCUGGAGUGUUACAACAGCUUGGCUGCCUGCCUGCUGCAAAUGGAGUUGGUGAACUAUGAACGAGUGAAGGAAUACUGUCUGAAAGUACUCCACAAGGAAGGGAAGAACUUCAAAGCUCUGUACCGGUCCGGCGUGGCUUAUUACCACCUAGGAGACUUCCAGAAGGCCCUGUACUAUCUGAAGGAGUCAAACAAACAGGAACCGUCAGACACCAAUGCCAUCCGCUACAUCCAGCUGACAGAGAUGAAGAUUCGCCGGAAUGCUCAAAGGGAAAAGAAAGAGGCGACAUAAGCACCGGCUGUCUGAUAACUUCUCACCCGUCCUAAAAUUAAGCCCUACUGUGUGCCACCCAGACCUUACACACCAUGAGUCAGAAGUCUUGGUGUGAAGAGAUAUUUGUUUGCUUUUGCCUUGCACAGCAUCCGGUUGCCAGUUAUGUGAUUGAACUUCAUCGUUGUGUGCUUGAAGCAUUUUCUUUUUAAAAAAUUGUACCAGAUGCUGAGUUUCUGUCUCCAAGCCGCCAAAUUUGAGUAUUUUUUAACUAUUCCACACUGAUGCACUGCCAGUCCAAACAUUGUACAUACAGGCCAACACUUGUGAUAGAGACAAGAGCAACAAGCUCCAUAGAGUGAGUCCAGCACGUCUGCAGGGGAGUGUAACUGUAAAUUAGCACGUGCCCUCGCACAAGAUGUCUCUUGAAUGGCAAGGAGUAACAACCACCUACACCACCAUGCUUUUAUUUUGAAAGUACAAGAAAAGAUCCAUUUUUUAUACUCUUGGUUAUAUCUAAAGUAAAGGUGCUUUCAUUUAGUAUGUUUCUAACUGUGUAGGCAAGUAAAAUCAAGAGCACCUGGGUGCUAACUGCAGUAUGAACUCAAGAGACAUAUCACAAAAUGUAAAUACUUUAUAUGAAUCAUGGAAAUAUAAUGAAGAGAAAAGCUAUUUGUGUUUAUUAAUGCCAAAACAAAGCACUUCAUUCACAGCAUUUAAUGUAUUGAGAAAUAAUGUAUGUUUACUGUAAAGGUAUGCGUGUAAUAAAUGUGUUUAUUGGUUGAAGUACGUUUUUGUUGUGAUGCAGCAGGUUUCCCUUUCAUUUUUCUCCUUUGUUCCUUGAAAGCUAAAAAUCCAUCGAUGGAAAAUGCUGAUGAAAGCACAUGUGUAAAUAAAUAAGUGAACCAAUGCUGAUUGAAAUUAUUAUGAUGAUGAUUAUAGCGUGUUACCUUGGUAGCUGCCAUGUUGAGGCUUGGGUAAUAGGUUGAGUCAUGGGGUUGAUUUUCCAUAAAAAAAUAUGAGGCAUGGUGUCACGAAGCAGAAAAAGAUAUGUAACACAGGACAUUCUUUUAAGGGAAGAAUAUCUCAUUAAACAUGCAAAAGAU
Molecule: messenger RNA, 1983 nt
Organism: Centropristis striata (black sea bass)
Lineage: Eukaryota; Metazoa; Chordata; Actinopteri; Perciformes; Serranidae
Product: tetratricopeptide repeat protein 9A
Exons: 3
Coding region: 155-898 (247 amino acids)
Molecular function (GO): protein binding
Source: RefSeq, a predicted model, not a curated record